CGGCGGCCGGAGGGGUGUGCGUGCUGCGUGCGCGUGUGGCCGGCUGGCCGCGGGCGGGCGGCGUGCGCGUGUGCGGGAGGGGGCGCGUGGGGGCGCGUGGGGGCGCGGGAGGGGCCUCGGCCCUGCCAUGCCGGUCUCCGCCCGCGGGGGAGGAGACGUGGGAGGAGGAGGGGAGCAGCCGGCCGGGGCGACUCGGUGACCAGCCGGCCGGCCCAGCAGAGGUGGCUGCACUGCCCGCCGCCGGAGAUGGGGGGACAGAUCACCCGGAGCACUCUCCACGACUCUAUCGGGGGCCCCUUCCCCGUCACUUCUCACCGAUGCCACCACAAGCAGAAGCACUGUCCGGCGGUGCUGCCCAGCGGGGGGCUCCCAGCCACGCCGCUGCUCUUCCACCCGCACACCAAGGGCUCCCAGAUCCUCAUGGACCUCAGCCACAAGGCUGUCAAGAGGCAGGCCAGCUUCUGCAACGCCAUCACCUUCAGCAACCGCCCGGUCCUCAUCUACGAGCAAGUCAGGCUGAAGAUCACCAAGAAGCAGUGCUGCUGGAGCGGGGCCCUGCGGCUGGGCUUCACCAGCAAGGACCCGUCCCGCAUCCACCCUGACUCGCUGCCCAAGUACGCCUGCCCCGACCUGGUGUCCCAGAGUGGCUUCUGGGCCAAGGCGCUGCCUGAGGAGUUUGCCAAUGAGGGCAACAUCAUCGCAUUCUGGGUGGACAAGAAGGGCCGUGUCUUCCACCGCAUCAACGACUCGGCUGUUAUGCUGUUCUUCAGCGGGGUCCGCACGGCCGACCCGCUCUGGGCCCUGGUGGACGUCUACGGCCUCACGCGGGGCGUCCAGCUGCUUGAUAGCGAGCUGGUGCUCCCGGACUGUCUGCGGCCGCGCUCCUUCACCGCCCUGCGGCGGCCGUCGCUGCGGCGCGAGGCGGACGACGCGCGCCUCUCGGUGAGCCUAUGCGACCUCAACGUGCCGGGCGCGGACGGCGACGAGGCCGCGCCGGCCGCCGGCUGCCCCAUCCCGCAGAACUCACUCAACUCGCAGCACAGCCGCGCGCUGCCGGCGCAGCUCGACGGCGACCUGCGUUUCCACGCCCUGCGCGCCGGCGCGCACGUUCGCAUCCUCGACGAGCAGACGGUGGCGCGCGUGGAGCACGGGCGCGACGAGCGCGCGCUCGUCUUCACCAGCCGGCCCGUGCGCGUGGCCGAGACAAUCUUCGUCAAGGUCACGCGCUCGGGUGGCGCGCGGCCCGGCGCGCUGUCGUUCGGCGUCACCACGUGCGACCCCGGCACGCUGCGGCCGGCCGACCUGCCCUUCAGCCCUGAGGCCCUGGUGGACCGCAAGGAAUUCUGGGCCGUGUGCCGCGUGCCCGGGCCCCUGCACAGCGGCGACAUCCUGGGCCUGGUGGUCAACGCCGACGGCGAGCUGCACCUCAGCCACAAUGGCGCGGCCGCCGGCAUGCAGCUGUGCGUGGACGCCUCGCAGCCGCUUUGGAUGCUCUUCGGCCUGCACGGGACCAUCACGCAGAUCCGCAUCCUCGGCUCCACCAUCCUGGCCGAGCGGGGUAUCCCAUCACUCCCCUGCUCCCCUGCCUCCACGCCAACCUCGCCCAGUGCCCUGGGCAGCCGCCUGUCUGACCCCUUGCUCAGCACGUGCAGCUCUGGCCCUCUGGGCAGCUCUGCUGGUGGGACAGCCCCCAACUCGCCAGUGAGCCUGCCCGAGUCGCCAGUGACCCCAGGUCUGGGCCAGUGGAGCGAUGAGUGCACCAUUUGCUAUGAACACGCGGUGGACACGGUCAUCUACACAUGUGGCCACAUGUGCCUCUGCUACGCCUGUGGCCUGCGCCUCAAGAAGGCUCUGCACGCCUGCUGCCCCAUCUGCCGCCGCCCCAUCAAGGACAUCAUCAAGACCUACCGCAGCUCCUAGCUCGUUGCGGUGGCCCAUCCCGCAUACCCAUCUUCUCGGGCUUCAGCCCAGUCCCAGCUGAGGAACAAGCCAGUGGGGCCCCUUCUCUUCCUCAUUUUGGAAACUUUUCCUCCUCUAUUAAACAUGGGAAACUGA
Gorilla gorilla gorilla (western lowland gorilla) is the source of this 2055-nucleotide messenger RNA. It is a transcript of the gene NEURL1, whose product is annotated as neuralized E3 ubiquitin protein ligase 1. Gene Ontology annotation, molecular function: ubiquitin protein ligase activity. The record is from RefSeq and is a predicted model, not a curated record. Gene Ontology annotation, cellular component: plasma membrane; postsynaptic density. The coding region runs from base 247 to 1920 and encodes 557 amino acids. Gene Ontology annotation, biological process: negative regulation of Notch signaling pathway. NCBI's taxonomy places the organism in Eukaryota, Metazoa, Chordata, Mammalia, Primates, Hominidae. The transcript has 6 exons.